AGCACAGGAGGCAAUCAACCAACCGCGUCGUCGACGGACACCAACCAAUCUAUGGCGGAAAAAGAAGCGGCGCUCUCGCCCGCCUGCGUCGCCUCGUCCGAGGCGGAGACGAUGCGGCCGCGACCCGUAUCGGAUUAGACGGAUAUGGGUUGGCGAGGAAGGAAGGAAGGCGUCCCCUCCCCUCCUCUCCUCUCCUCGCUGUCAUCGUCUCCCCUCCCCCCUCCCCGAAAUCCCCCAACCCUCCGCGCUUGCCUCGCCUCAACCCGCCCUGACUACCCCUCGGUCUUCCUCCUCUCCCCCGUCUGGAUCUCGCCCCCCCCCUCCUCACGGCGCCCCCUCUCGUCCCUGGUGAAUCUUGGUUGUUGGUCUCGCCGCCGCCGCCGGUGCUCCUCCUCCGAUGGACGGCGACGGGGAGGUGCGGCUCGUGAGGAGGAAGGGCAAGAAGAGGCCUCAGCCGCCUGCGCCGUCGGUGGUAGAGAGGGAUGAGGCCGCGAGGGGCAGGUUCGACGCGCUCCGGCGGGACUAUCACGAUUUGCUCAAGGACACUGAGAUGAAGAGGCGGCGGCUAGAGAGCAUGAGGCAGCGAAACCUUGGCCUGCUUGCUGAAGUCAAGUUCUUGCGAAAGAAGUACGAUUCUUUUAUGAAGGAUGAUGGUUUACAGAAAGCACAUUACCGGCUGAAGGAGAAGAAAACCCCGCGAGUUCCAUAUCAUGUUGGAAGCAAUGAUGCUUCAGCACAUUAUGGAGGAACCACUGAAUUUCCAUCUACCAGUAAAAGAACAAAUUUAGACCUAAAUCAAGAUUCUGCAAUGAAUGAUGAGCUUGCUGAUUUCCUCCCGCACCACAACCAUUUGGAACUUAAAAGGCCUGCCCAGGCUGGAUUAGAUGAUGAUAUUGUGGCAGCUGAUGUCAACCUAUCAGCCUGUAGGGAUACAGGGAACUCGCCGGCAAGCGAUGAUAAGAGGAGUGUUGCGUGGCAAGACCGGGUAGUGGUGAAGGUCUAGUCCCUUCCGUAGAUGUGUCUAUGAAAUUACAUCCUUCUCAGAUGAUUAACCGCACUUUCCUAGAUUUUUCUGAAACAUUUUGCAGUUGCUUUGUAUAGAAACAAUUGUUAAGGAUACUCAUUCUUCAGGUAAUACCCCUGUUACAUAACUUGGUGUAUCAUUUGGUUUUACAUGCCUCGAGGCAAGCUCGAUCUGACAUUGUGAUACGAUGAAAUUUUGAAUUGCCUCGCUUUGACUGUGUUUGUCACUCAGAUU
Oryza brachyantha (malo sina) is the source of this 1258-nucleotide messenger RNA. RefSeq lists its product as uncharacterized. NCBI's taxonomy places the organism in Eukaryota, Viridiplantae, Streptophyta, Magnoliopsida, Poales, Poaceae. Bases 398 to 1003 code for a protein of 201 amino acids. The record is from RefSeq and is a predicted model, not a curated record. The transcript is spliced from 4 exons.